CUCUCCGCGGCAUGGACGAAGACUCACUCGUUCGUCGACGUUCUCGGCGUAGCAACUUUGGAAACCGACUAGAGGCCGUGUUAGCGGAGGAGACCGUCGCUGAAAUAGCUGCUCAGCAGGAUGCUGAGGACGACGAGGACUGGGAGCUAACCAAAGCCAGAGAACAAGAGGAUGUAUUCGAGGCCGACUUCGACAUCGACGCGAACUCGGACGAGGAAGCUGCGAAGGUAAACGACGAGGGUGGGGAAAAGGCGGCGCAGGAGGAGGAGAAACGGGAGAAAAGAGCUGCCCGUACUCGAGUAGAACGAGCGACAGCUGCAGCGCAUGCCAGACAGAAACGAACCUUCAACCCUGAGGCUGACACGCCUGCGAGCGAUCAAAUCGCAUCUUCUCAGAGGAAGACCCGUCGCAGGGUGACGCUCGGGCCCGCCACUGACGCCGAGAGUAGUCGGGCAGCCCGUGGAGGAUAUGGGGCAGGUGCCGCAACAAGGCACAGUCAGCGACGGCAUACCAUGCUCAGCACAUCCGCAACUGCAGAACGGAUACGGGAUGCGGAGAAACGAGUUGCUCCCAAAAAGGUCAGAGCCGAAACGAAGGUCUACACACAGGACGAGCUCAUCGCACGCGCUUUGGAUACGGAGGAAGGAAAUAUAAUAGAACACCGAGACUAUCUCUCUCUCGAGGAGGAGAAACGACGGAAAGCGCGCGUCGUUCGACCGCACAUCGAAGGACCGGUUCUGCGCUGGAUUAGCAGGGGUGAACCUACGAAAACCGACUCGCCUUCGCCUGCAAGAAGGGGCAUCGGCUCGUCGCUAUCAUCGCGCCUAAACCACGCCAUUGAUGCGAAUGAGCAUUCUUUACCGAAGAGCUUGGGAUCAGAUUCGUCCUCUGCCGCGGUCCCCGGCUCUUACCCCUACCCAGUGCCUGACUCGACAACGUUGUCGUCCCCGCUUUCAAGUUCCGCUAUUGGUGCAACGGUGAACAAGGUCGACCCCCAACCGAAGCAGCACGACUCUGAGCGAAUUGCUCGGAAUUACGUGAUACACGAACUGGGCCAGAAAGAUCACACACCUCUACCGAUGUGGGACGAGACGAUGCAGGCCAUGUUCGGCGACCACGUCAAGUGGAAGGACCUAAAGGUUUAUGUCAACAAAGGCCGGCCCUUCUCUCGUCCCGUUCAGUCGUGUCCGCUCACUGGGUUAUCGGCAAGAUAUCUCGAUCCCCGGACAAACGUGCCGUUUGCGAACGUGAAGGCAUACCAGGCCCUCACAGGAAUUCUGAAUCACGAAUACGUCUGGAGCGACGCCUUGGGAUGUUACGUCGCAAGGGAAGGGGAGCGUGCUGCAGGUGACAAAGCUGGAGCUUAACGCCAGCCAUUCUGAAAGAAUGAGGCGGUUAUCCCAAUGUUCCGAUUAUACCGGUCGUGCAGAUACACCAUAUUCUCUUUAUUCCGAUCACACAACCAUCCUGGCUGAUCCACGUUACUUUCUUGCGCGUUAUCGUUGUAUUAUGUGAACUAUGCUAUAAAUUACAGAUUAUGGGGAAU
Messenger RNA from Punctularia strigosozonata HHB-11173 SS5, 1546 nucleotides. RefSeq lists its product as uncharacterized. Gene Ontology annotation, cellular component: nucleus. Gene Ontology annotation, biological process: chromatin remodeling; regulation of DNA-templated transcription. Gene Ontology annotation, molecular function: ATP-dependent H2AZ histone chaperone activity. NCBI's taxonomy places the organism in Eukaryota, Fungi, Basidiomycota, Agaricomycetes, Corticiales, Punctulariaceae. The record is from RefSeq and is a predicted model, not a curated record. The transcript is spliced from 6 exons. Bases 12 to 1367 code for a protein of 451 amino acids.